Molecule: messenger RNA, 711 nt
Organism: Acanthamoeba castellanii str. Neff
Lineage: Eukaryota; Discosea; Longamoebia; Acanthamoebidae
Product: shortchain dehydrogenase/reductase SDR, putative
Exons: 7
Molecular function (GO): oxidoreductase activity, acting on the CH-OH group of donors, NAD or NADP as acceptor
Source: RefSeq, a predicted model, not a curated record
UGGAGCAGCAGCAGCAAUGCGGACGUCUUCGGGGCAAGGGAGGGAGCAAGUGUGGCUUUCACCGGCCGACGCGCGGAGCUCGGAACUGAGCUGGCGACACGCUUGGGCGGCGCUGAGGCCGGCACGGUGGUGUUCAUCGUGGCGGACCACGCUCGCCCGGAGGACUGUGCGCGGUGCGUGAAGGAGACCCUCGACGCCUUCGGCCGCAUCGACAUCCUCUUCAACAACGCAGGUGUGGUGCUCUUGGAUCGGACGGCGGAGCAGACGAGCGAGGACGAGUGGGACCAAGUGAUGCGCCUCAACGUCACCGGCGUGUGGCGCAUGUGCAAGGAGGUGCUGCCGGUGAUGCGGAGUCAGGGCGCAGGCUCGAUCAUCAACAACGCGUCUGACUGGGGCCUCGUCGGCGGCCGCGACGCCGUGGCCUACUGCACCUCCAAGGGCGCCGUCGGCAUCCGAAUCAACGCUGUGUGCCCCGGCGACACCUUCGUAACUCGGUGGGUCGACCGCGACAGGGAAAGGGUGUUGGAGCCUGAUGAAGACCCGGCUACGGUGAGUGACGCGGAGGUGGAGAUGCGACUCAAGAUCAGCCACGAAAUCCCCAUGCACCGAGUCGGCGAGGUCAAGGAGAUCGCGAGCGCGGUGCUGUUCCUGGCCAGCGACGAGUCCUCCUUCAUGACUGGCGUGGCCCUUCCGGUCGAUGGUGGUACGUAA